Didymodactylos carnosus is the source of this 650-nucleotide messenger RNA. NCBI's taxonomy places the organism in Eukaryota, Metazoa, Rotifera, Eurotatoria, Philodinida, Philodinidae. The record is from the annotation of a GenBank genome assembly.
GGUUGACGAUUAGUCGCAUACACGGGUCUUAAAUUAAGACGCUUCUAUCCGUCUUAUUUUAAGACCCAUGUAUGCGACUAAUCGUCAACCGACUUAUGGUGUCUUAUUUUAAGACGCAUUUUUUUUAGAGUGGAUUUUUGGUCAAAGCUAAACGAAAAUCAUCAAUACCGAAAAUAUCAUCAAAUUUUGAUUGUGUGAGAAAAAGUUUGAAACUGAAGGCAGUGAUUUUACCAUCUGGACAUAAUCUUAUACAAUUAGGAAUUGUACAUUCAUUAAAAAAAAGAGAAUUGUUUUUAUAUGAAACAAAAUGUGUACGUUGUUAUCAAAAGACUGAUCCAUCGGUAGGUAAUUGUACAAUCGAAUGUUUAUUAUAUGGUAAACCUCGUACAACAGAUGGUAUAACUGAAUUGUAUUAUGAAAAUUUAGUUGAACGUAUUAAACGUAUAACAAAACAUAAUCUAUCAUUAAUACUUGAUUAUCCUAAACAUGCACAUGUACUAUUACCAAAUGAUGUCAUUAAUGGUUCAGUUUAUAAACAAUUAUAUGCUAAUAUUAAAUGUAAUAAAUUAACUUUGAUGUUACAUGCGGAUGGUAUGAGCAUAGUAAGAAAAGAAAAUAUUCGAAUACCACAUCAAAUAUUUAAAUCAUAA